CAUACCUUCAUUAUUAAUUUAUUAAUUCGCAAUUUAUUCUUUGUUACCAAAUUAUUAAUUUAAUAAUAUUAAUGCAUUUCACGCAGUGGUUGCUGAUUGUUCAUCUUCUAUAACUUGAUUUUACAUGAAAAAAAAAGAAACUCUUGGAAAAACAACGAAAGAAGAAGAGAAACCCAGAUCAAGGGUACUAGAGAUUUUGGUGUUUCGUGGUCUAUCGUUCUGGAAUAAAUUGAAGAUGUCUGGAGCAGAAGAUCAAAUGGAGAUUAAGUUUAGGUUGAUUGAUGGAUCAGAUAUUGGCCCGAAAAUUUUCCCUACGGCUACAAGCGUUGCAACCUUGAAGGAGAAUAUCAUAGCUCAAUGGCCUAAAGAAAAAGAAAAUGGUCCACGUACAGUCAAAGACAUCAAACUAAUUAGCGCGGGAAGAAUAUUAGAGAACAACAGAACUGUGGAGGAUUGUAGAAGCCCAUUAUACGAUAUUCCAGGAGUAGUCACGACCAUGCAUGUUGUGGUUCGAACACCAGCAAUGGAAGUAAAGAAGUCGCUAAGUGACUCGAAGCAGAAUAAAUGCGGCUGCGUUAUAUUAUGAGACACAGUUCCAGAACCAAAAUGAUCGACAUUUGCAGAUAAGGUACAGUUGAAUUGCUGGUUAAUUGGUGGCAAAUCAUAUCUUGCACUAGGUCCAGGUGUUCAUAUAGUCAGUCAAUUUCACAUCCACAUUUUUUUUUACUUUAAAAAUUCUACUGCUGCAUUCUUGAAUUGUAACACUUUCAAUUGAAGAUCUAUGUCUUCUUUUGGAAUAACUCAAAUCACAGUUGCAGAAUCAGAAUUAUUGGUUCUAUUGAAGUCUUCAA
Molecule: messenger RNA, 851 nt
Organism: Olea europaea var. sylvestris
Lineage: Eukaryota; Viridiplantae; Streptophyta; Magnoliopsida; Lamiales; Oleaceae
Product: membrane-anchored ubiquitin-fold protein 1-like
Exons: 5
Coding region: 125-586 (153 amino acids)
Molecular function (GO): protein binding
Source: RefSeq, a predicted model, not a curated record